UGCGCUAUUUUAUCUACCAAUUGUGUGCAUAUUACAUCGAUGUUGUGAAUUCCUAACACGAUAAAUAAUUCACAAUAGUUCAUCAUCUAAUUUAUAUUCCCAACUUGGAACUGAAUUAUAUUCAUAACUACUACUUUUCAACUCAAGAGAGAAUAAGUUCUUCUUUAAAACUAACGUACAAGCGAAACUGAUUUUAGGAAGUAAUUUCACACAUGUUGCAUCAAUUAACAACUCAAUGCAACAUCAAAUAUAUUCACAUAAAUGUUUAUUGAAGUCAUUGGUAAUUUCACCGCGAAACUUAAGUCUUAAGUGGCGAAUUAAUGUAAACGAAACAAUUAUAUAACGACUCUUCAAAAUAAAGCGUACAGAAAGUGCAUUUUCAGUAGCGUCCGCCCGUGAGAAGCAACAAUCACAUAUUGCCUUUGUUUUGAAACGUAAACAAUGGGACGUGUAACGCAAGUUAGAAUUUGCCACAAGAACCAUACGAUACCAGAUUUAAGGCAACAACCACAUACAGCACCAGAUUUACAGCUACAAGCACACAAGUGCCGCUCCAGAUUUACAGCAACAACCACAUAUUCGUAGCAACGAAAUACAUAUGUAAAACAGCUGACGCUCUCUGCCGGCUUGCUAUCCAAUUUUUGUAUUUCGACGCAUGUCAAAGACGUAUAGAGAGAGAAAAAUUUUAAAUAAACUAAGUUAACAAAACGGACAGUUUUUGGCAGCAAAUUUGGCCAAAAUCAAUACAAAAUUGCAAUUAAGUGUUUCAGGGAAAGUUUAAAUUAAUCAUUGGAAAAUUAAGAAAAAUAAACAAACGAAGUAAAAUUUUGAACGAAUUGAAAAUGAAUUAUAUAAAACCCUUUUGGUCGCGCUUCACAAGACGGUUUACUAAAAUCCAGAAUAAACCAACCAAUUCUCCACAAACUAAAAAUGCUAUAACCCACCGCCUAAAAGAGUGGAAUCGAAAGCUCAAGCAAGCAGGAGUAGGGGAUAGAGAAACUAAUAUAAAAUACCUAAUGGAAAGUGCGAUAAGUAAAAACUUGCCCUCAUACGACAGUAUAAAAGAAUUAGAGCUUUCUGAAAAGCAAUUAAACAGAUUUGAAGAACUUUUCAAGAUGCGCUGUGAUCGCAGACCUUUGCAGCAUAUUGUCGGCGUAUGGGACUUUAACGGAUUACCGCUGAAAACGAACCCAGCAGUUUUUAUACCACGUCCCGAAACUGAGCAAUUUGUUUCUGAAGUUAUACGGCAUUAUCGUAAUAUUUCAAACCCCAUUGAAAUGCUAGAAGUCGGUUGCGGUUCAGGCGCCAUAUCAAUGGCUAUGUUGCGAUCUAUACCAUUUAUAAGGUCUUCUACUGCGAUCGAUUGUUGUGAUGAUGCCAUUCAGCUGGCCAAAGAGAAUGCUAUCAAAUUAAAAUUAAGCGACCGUUUCCAAGCCUUUAAGCAUAUGGUAAAAGAAAACGAUUAUUUACCAAGUCCGCUUAAAGGUAAAACGUACGACUUGAUUAUUUCCAAUCCACCGUUUGCUAGAACCGAUGAAUUGUCUUGGCUAUAUCCUGAAGUGAAAUGUUAUGAAAAUCGUAUAGCUUUGGAUGGGGGUUCGGACGGCUUAGUUGUGGUUCGUUUAGUACUACAUUUAUCUCGUUUUCAUUUACGUAGUGGCGGAAAGCUAUGGCUAGAAUUGGGCAAUGAUCAGACACCUCUAGUGAAAACUAUUGUAAAUUUAAAACAUGCAGAAAACUUGCGGUUUUUGAAUAGUUAUAAAGAUCGGUACGGUCGUGAACGUUUUGUAGAAAUUGAAAAAACGUGAAUAUUUUACUGGAUGAAAACAAUAAAUUCUAAAACAAAAACGGUUUUUUAAGGAGAAAAAUUAUUAUUCAAAAUUUCCCGCGA
Messenger RNA from Glossina fuscipes, 1891 nucleotides. RefSeq names its product MTRF1L release factor glutamine methyltransferase-like. Gene Ontology annotation, biological process: protein methylation. Gene Ontology annotation, molecular function: protein methyltransferase activity; nucleic acid binding. Gene Ontology annotation, cellular component: mitochondrion. Bases 843 to 1808 code for a protein of 321 amino acids. The record is from RefSeq and is a predicted model, not a curated record. NCBI's taxonomy places the organism in Eukaryota, Metazoa, Arthropoda, Insecta, Diptera, Glossinidae. The transcript has 5 exons.